Messenger RNA from Nothoprocta perdicaria, 4977 nucleotides. RefSeq names its product hexose-6-phosphate dehydrogenase/glucose 1-dehydrogenase (gene H6PD). The transcript is spliced from 5 exons. Gene Ontology annotation, biological process: glucose metabolic process; pentose-phosphate shunt, oxidative branch; pentose-phosphate shunt. NCBI's taxonomy places the organism in Eukaryota, Metazoa, Chordata, Aves, Tinamiformes, Tinamidae. The record is from RefSeq and is a predicted model, not a curated record. Gene Ontology annotation, cellular component: endoplasmic reticulum. The coding region runs from base 151 to 2523 and encodes 790 amino acids. Gene Ontology annotation, molecular function: 6-phosphogluconolactonase activity; glucose-6-phosphate dehydrogenase activity; NADP binding.
UGCCUGGCUGUGGAUCGGGGACGUGGCCGGAUGGUCGUUUGUGGCGGGUGAGGACGGGGCUGUGAGGACACCGCCUCUGCCGGAGCCUUUGCCGCGUCCGCAGAGCUGCUGCAUUGCUCAGCGUUCCCGGGCCUGGCUCCUCCGUGCGAGAUGCUGAGGACGGCCGUGUGUGCGGUGCUGUUCCUGGGAGCCCUGCCGUCCCCAGCUGCCACGUCCCAAGGCCACGUCUCCGUGAUCCUGCUGGGAGCCACGGGGGAUUUGGCCAGGAAAUACCUGUGGCAGGGUCUGUUCCAGCUCUACCUGGACCACGCGAGCGGCGGCCACAGCUUCACGUUCCACGGGGCGGCGCUGACGGCCCCGGAGCGGGGGCAGCGGCUCAUGUUCGACGUGCUCAAGAAGCUGUCGUGCCCCCCGGACGAGCCGCCCGACCGGUGCGCCGUGCUCAAGGACCAGUUCCUGCGGCUGAGCCAAUACCACCAGCUGAACACCGCUGAAAACUACACCGCGCUCAACACGGAGAUCGAGAUGCUGCUUCGCCAGGAGGGGCUCAAGGAGGCCGGGAGGAUUUUCUACUUCUCGGUGCCCCCGUUUGCCUACACGGACAUUGCCCGCCACAUUAACAGCAGCUGCAGGCCGCCGCCGGGAGCCUGGCUGCGCGUGGUGCUGGAGAAACCCUUUGGCCACGACCUGGAGUCAGCCCGCGAGCUGGCCGCCGAGCUGGCCGGCUUCUUCAGGGAAGAGGAGAUGUACCGCGUGGACCACUACCUUGGCAAGCAGGCCAUAGCCCAUAUCCUGCCCUUUCGAGACCAGAACCGACAGUUUCUAGAUCCAAUUUGGAACCGGCAUCACGUGGAAAGAGUGGAGAUUGUUCUGAAAGAGACUGUGGAUGCUAAAGGCCGCACCAGCUUCUACGAGCAGUACGGAGUCAUCCGGGACGUGCUGCAGAACCACCUCACCGAGGCGCUCCUGUUCCUGACCAUGGAGCUGCCGGGCAACGUGAGCAGCGCCGGGGAGGUGCUGCAGCGCAAGCUGCAGGGCUUCCAGUCCCUGCGCGGCCUGGGCAAGGGCAGCGCCGUGCUGGGGCAGUACGCGGCCUACGGCGGGCAGGUGCGCGAGGAGCUGCAGCGGGCGCAGGGCUACGUGAGCACCACGCCGACCUUUGCAGGUGUGCUGAUCCACAGCGACAGCCUGCGCUGGGAAGGGGUCCCUUUCCUGCUCACCUCUGGGAAGGCCCUGGACGAGCGGGUAGGUUAUGUGCGGGUCCUCUUCAAGAACCGGGCCUACUGCCCGCAGAGCGGGACCCUGCGGGACGCGGGCUCUAGCCAGUGCAAAGCCAAGCAGAUCAUCUUCUACAUCGGGCACGGCGCGCUCAACACUCCCGCCGUGCUCGUGAGCCGGAACCUCUUCAAGCCCGUCAUGCCAGCAAGCAGCUGGAAAGAAGCAGCAUUUCAGCCAGAGCUGCAUGUUUUUGGACAACCGCUCUCUGAUUACUAUGUGUACAGCCCCAUGAGAGAGAGGGAUGCGUAUUCCGUCCUUAUCUCCAGCAUCUACCAUGGCAGGAAGGACUUCUUCAUCACCACCGAGAACCUGCUGGCGUCCUGGGAGUUCUGGACCCCGCUGCUGGACAGCAUCUCCCACCAGUCGCCGCGUCUCUACCCCGGGGGUGUGGAGAACCAGCACCUCUUAGACUUCGAAAUGGUUGGCGGGGAGCUGGCGUUUGCACUGGCGGAACCCAUAGAGCUUCUGCAGCCCAAGGCGCCAACGCCGAGCGAUUACAAAACGAUCCAGGCCAAGUACCGGCAGAGCCCGCUGGUCUCGGCGUGGGCCGAGGAGCUGGUUUCCCAGCUGGCUUCUGACAUGGAGAGGGCGGCCAGCAGCGCCGUGGCGCGCGCUGGGCACUUCCACCUGGCGCUCUCGGGAGGCUCGAGCCCCGUGGUCCUGUUCCAGCAGCUGGCGAGGCACCAUUACGCCUUCCCGUGGAGAUACACCCACAUCUGGCUGGUGGACGAGCGCUGCGUCCCGCUCGCUGACCCCGAGUCCAACUUCUUCAGCUUGCACGACCACCUCCUGCAGAGCGUCAGGGUGCCCUACUUCAACAUCCACCCCAUGCCCGUGCACCUGAACCAGCGGCUCUGCGUGGAGGAGGACAGGGGCACGGAGCUGUAUGCCAAGGAGAUCGCGGCGCUGGUGGCCAACGCCAGCUUUGACCUGGUGCUGCUGGGGAUGGGUGCUGAUGGGCACACGGCCUCGCUCUUCCCCCACUCUGAAAACGGCCUGGAAGGGGCGCAGACCGUGGUGCUGACCGAGAGCCCUGUCAAACCUCACCAGAGAAUGAGCCUCAGCCUGCCCCUCAUCAACAGGGCCAGGAAGGUGUUUGUGCUGGUGCUGGGCAAGGGCAAGCACAACAUCACCAGCCUCAUCAGCAGAGUGGGCCACGAGCCGAGGAAAUGGCCCAUCUCGGGGGUCAGCCCCAGCUCUGGCCGCCUCGUCUGGUACGUGGAUUACGAAGCCCUGCUUGGCUGAGGGCUCCCUGGUGCGUCCUCCCUUGCCUGCCUGGCUCUCGGAACCUGGCUUUCCCAGCCCAGCAUCCCUGUUUCCAGCAGCAGCCCUGUCCCAGGCAAACUCUUCCAACCCAGGAGACCUGGGGCGUGCGGUGCUGCUGCCGUUUGAGCCCAGACCGGAGCCUGGCUCAGCGUUCGGAGCCGCACAGCAGCCAAAAGCUCAGUGUGGCAUUUCUGCCUCUGCCAUUGGCUCUGACUAUGACUUUGGACAACUUACCUCACCGUGGAAUGCCUCAGUUUCCCCAUCAGGACUUUGUGCUUCUAACACUGACCUACCUCUCAGGCGCCAUGGCAGAGCUGUUAUAUCCAGCACCUGCCAAUUCUUUCUUUUUUUUCCCCUCAGAUUCUCAGGGUAGAAAGCAGUAAUAUCACUGUCCGUCCUGUGCGCUGCUCGAGCUGCCCGGGGCCGAGCUGCUCCCCAGUAAAACCCGAGUUCUGCAGCCCAGGCUCCGCACUCGUCUGUGCGACCCACCGUGGUGCCGCCUUUCCCUGAGCUGGGGCACGGGGGAUGCAGAGGGAAUCCUCUUUGCUUCCCAGGCUUUUAGAGGAACAGCCACGGGACGAGCAGUGCGGCAGCUCGCGGAUCUGCCGUGUGCCUCGGCACAGUAAUUCUCAAGCAAAAAGCUUGGAGUUAGGAGGAGCGUUUGGUUUAGCUCUCAGGCACGGUGCUUUCCUUAGCUGUCCUCCUGUCUCCUCCUCUGAGCCACUUUUUCUCUCCUCGGAGCUGAGCCUUGCAGUGUCAUGUUCUGGCCGAUGACAUUUGUGCGGGAGGCGGCUUUAUAGCGAGUGGAGACAUCCCGACCCCGCUCCCCCUGCUCAGCUCCGUUUCCCGCUCGCACGUCGGGUGUCUCUGCUUUGGUGGCAUUCCCAAACACUCUGUGACCUUCUCCGGUAGGGAGUUAGCACGGCAUGCCGGAGUGCCGUGUUCGGUAAGGACACGGAGACGGUGCCAAAGAGGAGACUGCAGCGUGGACGUGGUGCUGGGCCAAGGGGGUUCUGCCUCGGAGAGGGGGCCUCUCCACAGCCAUCUCUGCCCUUUUUCCCUGCUCCCGAGUCACGUCCCCACGGCCCGGGGGAUGUGGGUGGCCCGGGGUGGCACGAGGAUGGAGGGCCCGCGAGAUGGCAGCAGCUCCAAGGGUAUCCUGCACAUGGAUAUGUGGGAAUGCCGGAGCCUCCGGGCUCGGCCGCGGCGCCCGGGGACUCCUCACAGGCCUCAAAGUCUGUCCCCAACUUGUCACCUCCAAAGGGAAGCACUGAAGAGCCAUGCUUGCCUCUCGGGAAUCCCAUGGAAUAUCGCACCGGGAAUAGCGGCGUCUGCCUGAGGAGGUAGCUGGAAGCAGCCCUCUGGAAUAGCCCUCCUGCUCGGAGCCACGAGCCGGCAAACGCCGGCUCCAAAAUGCACCGCAACGGCUGGAAAAGCCGUGCGGAGGAACACGGGUUAGGUCCAGUAUGGCCAUAAAUCCAGACAUUGUCCUCCUUUAAACAAAAUUGUCCCAUACCGACUAUAUUCCACUUCUGCUAUAAUUGGUGCGAGGGAACAAAUUUUAAUGAAAAAUGAACCUACAUGAAAAUAAACGUACUGUAAUGAUUGACAAAGUGUAUUUCCAUUUUACAGAUGACUGUGGCACUGGAAUUUUCUUAUUUUUUGUACACUGACUUUUUAAUAUUUGGCUGGCAUCUUUUGAAGUAACCAGUGAUUGUGGAGAGGUUGAAUUGUAUUUUUAAACAAACAUGGUAGUUUUCUUCUGCCAGCUGCUGUUUUUCAGCUUCAGGGGGUCACUCCCAAAUUUGUCCUAAAUUUUAUAAAAUUUCAGCAAGAACUUAUACAUGUAUUUCCUCUAGCGAACAUAUCUGUCUGGGCUUUGUUUUUAGAACUGUAUGGGGUUUUUUUUUUCCACAGACAUUCCUUUUAAGCUCUUCAACACUUAGCAUUUGCCAAAUGAAAAAUAUUUUGAAAUGUAUAAAAUGUUUGACUCAGAAAAGAUAGAUUGCGGAGGGGGAGAAGGGUGAAACUCCAGCAAAUCUGAUGAAGAAGGAUGGUAGAAAUCCACCAGGCUUUUGGCCAAGGAAACAGGGCUAUUUUUAUUUUGUUGAAGCUAUUAAUAGAAGGUGAAAGCACCUUGCUAAGAGCUUGUGUAUUAACCCUUCUUUGCAAAAGCGAGUCCUUGGAAUAACGUCACACGCUCGGUUUCUCCUGUAAGCAAUUACUGGCAUCAAUUCUAAUACUUUUAAAGGACAAACAUAUUCUUCAUUGCGUUCCUAUAAAUCAGCUGUAUGAUUAUUUAUAUAUUUUACAGAAAUCAAACACUGGACGUCAUUUAUUUCUCACUAACUUUUAUAAAUCAAGCUGUAAGAUCUCGUUUUCCCAUAAGUAAACUUGUGUGAUUCCUUUCAUGUUUCGGGAUGAAUUCGGAAG